Molecule: messenger RNA, 5198 nt
Organism: Exophiala viscosa
Lineage: Eukaryota; Fungi; Ascomycota; Eurotiomycetes; Chaetothyriales; Herpotrichiellaceae
Product: sister chromatid cohesion protein PDS5
Exons: 2
Coding region: 269-4855 (1528 amino acids)
Biological process (GO): mitotic sister chromatid cohesion; DNA repair
Cellular component (GO): chromatin; nucleus
Source: RefSeq, a predicted model, not a curated record
GCAGUAAUCCAAAGACGGGGACGCGACCUGCCUGAGACGCGUUCCAACACGACUUUAACUUCCCCACAAUUAAUUCAUUACCAGCGCACCCAGAUCAAUCCCACCACCGAACACCAUCACAACUAUUCGGCGCAUCUUUUAUAGAGUGCUUGUUCUUUGCGAGGCUUACAAUAAUCCAGACCCGUCCCUGCAUCCGAAGUCUCUCGACCGCGAUCUCAAACAGACUGGAGCCGAAAUGAGUCCACGCUCGUGACCACCCAAUGAAAGAAUGCCCGCUCGAUCUCGAAAUACCGCUGCAGCAGGAGCUGCGCUCAAAGAACAGCACUAUGAUAUCCCCGGUCUCAAGUUUGACGAUAGCCUGACAUGGCGCGCUGGCAAACCUAUUCCUGUUGCGGAUCUUCUUGCGCGACUACAAAAGCUCGCUGCUGAACUGCGCAAUUACGAUCUCGAUCAAGUCGACUCGCGCGCCUUCACGGUCCUUGCACACGACCUUGCGAACGCCAACUUGCUGGGCCACAAGGAUAAAGGUGUAAGAGCAUGGACCGUUUCCUGUAUAGUGGAUGUCCUCAAGAUCUGCGCACCCGAUGCGCCCUUCGUCGAAAACGAAUUGAAAGACAUAUUCACGGUUGUGAUCAACUCCAUAUUGCCUGCUCUUGCCGAUCCUACCAACGCCUACAAUGCGCAGCAUAUCUACAUCUUGAGCUCCUUGGCCGAGUCGCAAAGCAUUCUGCUAGUGACCGACAUCCCCAACCAUGACAGUCUGAUAACGUCGCUCUUUACAACAGCGUUCGACAUUGUAACUGGGUCCGGGAACAAUCCAGCCGGUGUGGAGGUCUCGAAAAGUGUGGAAUAUCAUCUGAAGAACCUGCUGGUUGCCGUUGUCGACGAAGUCAGCCUUCCACAAGAUGUCACAGACGUUAUAAUUUCCCAGUUCUUGCGGGUUGAUGCUGGUAAUAUUCAGGAUGCUGGCAAUAAAGGCAAGAAACGAGGUGCCCAAGACACCAAACAAGCUACCUUAUUGGUGAAGGAUUAUCCUCCGGCCUACAACAUGGCAAGGUCAUUAUGCACCAGCUGUCCGGAAAAGAUGACUGCUCAAAUCACUCAAUACUUUGGCACAGUCAUUGUCGACGCAUCGUCCGCCACACUUCCAAACGGGCCCUCCAAGUCGAAUCACAAACGGACUAUAGAUGCGGACGACUCGGAAGAUGAACAUGAGGGGCUUGCUGAUUUGCGCAAAGCGCAUCGUUUGCUCCGGGAGCUUUGGCGGGCUUGCCCAGAUGUCCUCCUCAAUGUCAUUCCACAGAUCGAAGCAGAGUUCAAUGCUGACUCUUCAGCACUGCGCAAACUUGCCACCGAGACUAUUGGCGACAUCAUGGCCGGCAUAGGCACGGCGGGUCUCGCUCCUUCUGGACGCCUUGAUCCUGCCGCUUACCCUCUGCCAUCGAUUGAGCAAUUGGAACCAGUGCCACAGAAUACUAGUCCUUUGUUGACUCCUGCAUCUCCGAAACCUUUUGCUACAGUUCACGCAUCCGCAUACCAAGCCUUCUAUGGACGCCGCAUAGAUAAAUCGCCUAUCGUGCGUGAGUCGUGGGCGGUGGCAGCUGCGCGUAUCCUUCUCACUUCAGCGGGAGCCAUUGGUCUGAGCGACGACGAGCUGCAAUCACUGCUGUCUGGGUUUUCUCAGCUGCUUCAUGACCCAGAAGAGCACGUUCGUUCGGCGGCAGUUCAAUCCAUCUCCCUGUUCAAUUAUCAUGCCAUCAUAAACACGCUCUGUGCUGAUGGCGGCUUGACAAGAGAGGGGACCGUACUUUCAGUACUUGUGGAACGUGUGGUCGAUCGAAAACACAAUGCUAGAGAACAGGCAAUUGAACUGCUGGCUCAGAUCUGGGGAGUUGCGUCAAGAGACAUUGAAGAGGGUGUGGCAGCUGUCAAAGAGGCAGUGGGCGACAUCCCCAACCGAUUGUUCCGCGCCUUCUAUACGAACGACUUACAUGUCCAUGCUGUGAUUGAUAAGGCGCUCUACGAGAGCCUCUUACCCUUGUCUUUCCCUCCUAUCAAAGCGCACGCAUCACGUUCGGAAAGCCAGAAACAGCGAACAAAUGACACUCAGCCAAGCUCUCAAGAAGCACCGGCUGCUGAUCCAGAUGUUAUCAGGGCACGACGCAUCUUGACGUUGGUUCAAGGUCUGGACGUCAAGUCUCGCGCAGUGUUCUUCAGCCUGCAGAAUCGCCAGGUCCAGUUAGGCAAAGGCAUGACCAUCUUCCUACAAGCCUGUGAAGACUACAAUGGUGGAGUGGUCGAGGACAACGAAUCUGAGGACGCCAUCAAGGAUCGUCUCAAUCGGUACAUUGAGCACAUAUCCAAGUCAUUCCCAGAUCCGAGUGGCGUCGCAGCGGAUCUGUGGAAGUUUGCAAAGCAACACGAUCGUCGUGCGUAUCAACUGAUUCGAUUUGCCACAGGGCCUGAGCACGAUUACCGUACUGUCACGAAAGCAAUCAAAGAGCUCAUCAAGCGCAUUCGUGAAGGCCCAACCAACGUGCAGUCUAUCAACGACACCAUCCAGGGUAUCCUUUACCGAUGCGCAUUAAUCACCUACAACCGCAGCCAUGUCCCCACCAUCAUGGAGGUAUCGAGAACGGAUGAGAGCGGGCUCGGAGAAGCCGCUCAGGAAGUACUCAAAGAGAUAUCAGCUCGACAUCCGGAGGUCCUCAAGUCCCACAUUCAAGCGCUCUGCAAAGAGCUCGAGGAGAGUGCACCAUCAGCAGUAAAAGCUGAAGCGUCAGGCUCAGCAGAUACGCUGAAAGCUUGUGCAGGAUUUGCCAGGAAGUAUCCUGCUGAUGUGCCAAAAGACCGCAGAUUCUUGACUGCGCUUACUAGCUUUGCGCUGUUCUCAAAAUCCCCGCGGGCUGCGAAACAUGCAGUAUCCAUUGUGGUUAUGGUAGCGGACAAGAAGGAGAUGUAUGCCAAGGACAUCCUGUCGAAGGCUCUCAAACAGUGUCAACCGGACUCCGCACAUUUUCUGGCCCAGCUUGCGGCGAUAUCGCAGAUCUGUCUGCUUGUGCCUGCGAUAGCAAACGAGGAAAGCGAUGCUAUUCAACAGCUUGCCGUGGGGGACAUUCUGCGGAAGAAUCGCUCGCCGAGCUCAGAAGAGGAUGCCAAUGCAUGGAUCGAAUCAAUAGAUGAUGAAUCCAUGGCGAAGGAACUUGCGCUGAAGAUCUUGGUCAAUCGCUGCCGAUCCUACGACGAAAAGUCUGAGAGUGGUGAAUUUGAACAAGCCGCAAAGGAGGCGUUCAACUUUCUCACGUCAGUGAUCAAAAAUGAGGGCGAAAUUACUCCCUCAAGGGAUACACCACCUGCACAGAAAAAUCGCUUGAGGCUUACCGCGAUCCAUUUCAUCUUGAAGCUUUGCGCUCACAAACACAAAUGCGAGGACUUCAUCAAGCCGACCAUGUUCAUCUCUAUCUUAAUAGUCAUGAUCUAUCCUCCGAUUGCGGUACGGACUGGUUUUGUCAACUACCUGAAGAAAUACUUGGGAUCGAAUCGUCUUGCACAUCGCUGGUUUACCUCCUUCUUCCUGUUGGCGUUCGAGCCCGAUGUUGAGCUUCGAACAUCGACGCUGACCUGGAUAAAAGCUCGCGUACAAUACUUCGCGAAGCAGCAACUCCAAUCCAAGUCUGGGGACAAAAAGAUGCAUCAAAAUGUGAUGGAGUCGAUCUUUGCCCGGUUGCUCAGUUUGCUGGCGCACCAUCCUGAUUAUCCUUCCCAAGAGAGUGCUGAUCCUGAUGGCGAAUUGCUGGAUUUUUCCAAGUACAUUAUCUUCUACCUCUCGGCUGUGGCAACUGAGGAUAACUUGUCACUCAUCUUCCACAUUGCACAACGCGUGAAGGGCACGAGGGAUGCGGUCACUGGCACGGAGGAGGCCAGUGAGCGACUGUAUGUGCUUUCUGAUCUUGCACAGGCUGUUAUUAGAAAUUACACGGAUUUGAUGCCAGCACAUGCAAAGGGUGUUAAUCUCCUUCAGACAUGGCCCGGCAACGUCACCUUGCCUCGGUCGUUGUUCAAAGCCUUGCCAAGUCAUGAGGCGGCUCAAGAGAUUGCCGAGAAGAACUAUUUGCCCGAGGACGUGGCCAGUGGACUUGAGAAGCUUGUAAGGACAUAUACGAGAUCUCUCAAGAAGACUGGUCAGGCCGAAAAGAGGGCUUUGGCCAACAGCAAGAAGAGAAAGAGCGAUGCCGUAGGCCCGGACAUCGAAGAUGACGAUGGGGAGGAGAUAAAGAAGGUUGUCAAGAAGGCUAGAAAGACCACACUUGGAAUCAGAAAGACACCUAAACCGAAGAGGAAAAGCAUUGGGCAGCCAAGCUCAGAAAUGCCGUCACGCAAAAGUGCUCGCAUGUCUAAUGCGGUCUCGUAUGCUGAGGGAGACAGCGAUGACGAUGAUGUCGAGAUGGAAGUCAACGAUCGGGCUGCCGGUAGUCCGAGCUCGAAUAGGAAGAAGAAGGCGCCUCCCAAAGAUGACGAGCAGGAAGACGAGGAUGCCUCGGAGCCCGAUUUAAGUGACGAAGACGAGGAGGGGCCAGAAGAUGAAAAGGCUGACGACGCCGAAGUCCACGUGCACGAGGAUGAUGAUGCUGAUGAUGAAGUGAAUGGGAACGGGGACGAUACGGAGAUGAAGGACGCCAAAGAAGAAUCCUCGCCGCCUCUGAAAGAGAAGAAGAAUGCGGGUGGUGGUAGAAAGGGUGUAACCCGGGCAAAGAAGCCUGCCGAUACGAACACCAAGACCGUCGGGAAGACAAAGAAGAAUGCUGAACCACCAGCAUCACGGCCGACAAGACAGACUCGAAGUUCUAGGGCAUGAACAGAAUGACUUACUACGCAUGAGGGUGUCAAUGAGCCAAAAGAGAUGUUUUGUAUGAUUGUGCAUCCAAGCUGAUGUGUGAUGCUACCCUGAUGCAUGGUCACUGAGGAGUACACAAUACCCCAUAGCGAAGCAUCCUUUCUCGGAUUAAUUGUUAUGCCUGAUCCAGCUUCAGAUUAUGUUUCCUAAUAGUUAGUGUACCUAGGUCGUCCUUUGGCACCUCCUGGGAUGGUCAGCCUCGGUUUUUAAGCGGUGAAUUCGGAUAAACUGCUACCCGGGGCCGAUGUUCUUGGCGUGUUUUCUACUUGCAAGUGCGAGAGUGUUUCUUCUUCAUCCUGUCCAU